UCCCAUUUCAUUUCCCCUCAUCUUCUUCUAUCGCUAUCUGUCAAUCCUCUUCUCCUCCUCCUUCCUUUUCUUUCCUGCAUUUACUCUCCCUCCCUCUCUCUCUGUCGCAACUUGUGAUUGACCAUGACUCUCUAGUCUUCCUCCUUUACUGUUUCUACCCCGUCUUCCUCCUCCGCUUUCGAUCCGUACUUUUUCCUACCUGCUUCGCCCACCAUCAUGGGAGGCAUCAGCCUCGAGGAGAUAAAAAACGAGAACGUUGAUCUGGAACGGAUCCCGAUAGAAGAAGUGUUUGAACAACUGAAAUGUUCAAGAGAAGGUUUAACGUCAGACGAGGGAGCCAAUCGGCUUCAAGUUUUUGGGCCAAACAAAUUGGAAGAGAAAAAGGAGAGCAAACUUUUGAAGUUCCUGGGUUUUAUGUGGAACCCCCUCUCUUGGGUUAUGGAAGCAGCUGCUAUAAUGGCCAUAGCUUUAGCAAAUGGUGGAGGAAGGCCUCCGGACUGGCAGGAUUUCGUAGGUAUCAUUUGUCUACUGGUGAUCAACUCCACAAUCAGUUUUAUUGAGGAAAAUAAUGCUGGCAACGCUGCUGCUGCACUCAUGGCUGGUUUAGCCCCCAAGACCAAGGUUCUCAGAGAUGGUCGGUGGAGUGAACAAGAUGCUGCGAUUUUAGUUCCAGGUGAUAUAAUCAGCAUCAAGUUAGGAGAUAUUAUUCCUGCUGAUGCCCGUCUUCUGGAGGGUGAUGCCUUGAGCGUUGAUCAGUCUGCCUUGACUGGAGAGUCUCUUCCUGUGACAAAGCAUCCCUCCGAUGAGGUAUUUUCCGGAUCAACUGUCAAAAAAGGUGAGAUAGAAGCAGUUGUUAUUGCUACUGGUGUGCACACCUUUUUUGGUAAAGCAGCUCAUCUAGUGGACAGCACCAACCAAGUCGGGCACUUUCAGAAAGUCCUUACAGCAAUUGGUAAUUUCUGCAUUUGCUCAAUUGCGCUUGGAAUCGUUGUCGAGAUCAUAGUCAUGUACCCAAUACAACACCGCAAGUACAGAGAUGGGAUUGACAAUCUAUUGGUUCUAUUAAUUGGAGGAAUUCCAAUUGCCAUGCCCACUGUGUUGUCUGUGACAAUGGCUAUUGGUUCUCACAGACUUUCUCAGCAAGGUGCAAUUACAAAGCGAAUGACAGCUAUUGAGGAAAUGGCAGGGAUGGAUGUCCUCUGCAGUGAUAAAACUGGAACCCUGACCUUAAAUAAGCUUAGUGUCGAUAGAAACUUGAUUGAAGUGUUUGCCAAGGGUGUAGAGAAGGAGUAUGUUAUCCUUCUAGCUGCAAGGGCUUCUAGGACUGAGAAUCAGGACGCCAUUGAUGCUGCAAUUGUAGGAAUGCUUGCCGAUCCGAAGGAGGCACGAGCUGGUAUUAGAGAGGUCCAUUUCCUCCCAUUCAACCCUGUGGACAAGAGAACUGCUCUAACCUACAUUGACUCUGAUGGAAAUUGGCAUCGAGCAAGUAAAGGUGCCCCUGAGCAGAUAUUGAACCUGUGCAACUCCAAGGAGGAUGUCAGAAAAAGGGUUCAUACCGUCAUUGAUAAGUUUGCUGAACGUGGACUCAGGUCUCUAGGUGUUGCAAGACAGGAAGUACCCGAGAAAUCAAAAGAUGCUCCUGGUGGACCAUGGCAAUUUGUUGGUUUGCUCCCUCUGUUUGAUCCUCCUCGGCACGAUAGUGCCGAAACCAUCAGAAGAGCCCUUCACCUUGGAGUGAAUGUUAAGAUGAUUACUGGGGAUCAGCUUGCCAUUGGCAAAGAAACUGGCCGAAGACUUGGAAUGGGAACUAACAUGUACCCAUCGUCUUCAUUACUUGGGCAGGACAAGGAUGCUUCUAUUUCAGCUCUUCCAGUAGAUGAGUUGAUUGAGAAGGCAGAUGGAUUUGCUGGAGUUUUUCCAGAACAUAAAUAUGAAAUCGUUAAGAGGCUGCAAGAGAGGAAGCAUAUCUGUGGAAUGACAGGAGAUGGUGUCAAUGAUGCCCCAGCAUUAAAGAAGGCAGAUAUUGGAAUUGCUGUUGCAGAUGCUACGGAUGCUGCGAGAAGUGCUUCUGACAUUGUUCUCACUGAACCUGGAUUGAGUGUCAUUAUUAGUGCAGUGCUAACAAGCAGGGCUAUUUUCCAAAGGAUGAAGAAUUAUACUAUUUAUGCUGUGUCAAUCACCAUUCGUAUUGUGUUUGGUUUCAUGCUUAUCGCAUUAAUCUGGAAGUUUGAUUUUGCACCCUUCAUGGUUCUGAUUAUUGCCAUACUAAAUGACGGUACCAUUAUGACAAUAUCCAAGGAUCGAGUCAAGCCAUCUCCGCAGCCUGACAGCUGGAAACUCAAGGAGAUAUUUGCUACUGGCGUUGUGCUUGGCAGUUACAUGGCACUAAUGACAGUAGUCUUUUUCUGGGCCAUGAAGGAUACCGACUUUUUCCCCAACAAGUUCGGAGUGAGGUCUAUACGACACAGCAACGAGGAAAUGAUGGCAGCCUUGUACCUUCAAGUCAGUAUUAUAAGCCAGGCCCUAAUUUUUGUCACUAGGUCCCGCAGCUGGUCUUUUGUUGAAAGACCCGGUCUUCUUCUACUGAGUGCUUUUAUGAUUGCUCAGUUGGUGGCAACUCUUAUAGCAGUUUAUGCUAACUGGGGGUUUGCACGGAUAAAGGGAAUGGGAUGGGGUUGGGCGGGUGUAAUCUGGCUCUACACUGUGGUGACCUAUGUGCCUCUUGAUCUCCUCAAAUUCGCCAUCCGCUACGUUCUGAGCGGGAAGGCUUGGGAUAAUCUUUUGGAGAACAAGACUGCCUUCACAACGAAGAAAGACUAUGGCAAAGAAGAGAGGGAAGCCCAGUGGGCAGCAGCACAGAGGACCCUACAUGGCCUUCAGCCUCCAGAAACAAGCAACCUGUUCAAUGACAAGAACAGCUACAGGGAGCUUUCAGAGAUUGCUGAGCAAGCCAAGCGUCGUGCUGAGGUUGCAAGGCUGAGGGAGCUACACACUUUGAAGGGUCAUGUGGAGUCGGUGGUGAAGCUGAAGGGGCUUGACAUUGAUACCAUUCAGCAGCAUUAUACAGUGUGAUGAGGAGAGCUUUGGACGGCCUCUUCUGCCAUGCAAUCGUAUAAUGACCAGCAAAUGGUCUCUGUUGUUUAGAUUAGUAACUUCUCUUUUUGUUCUAAUUUUAUAUGUCCUUACUUCGACGUCUGUGCCGGUAGAAGGCGGAGGUACUUGCCUCCCAAUAACGUCAUUAAUAUAGUUUUCAUUUUACUCA
Messenger RNA from Neltuma alba, 3262 nucleotides. RefSeq names its product plasma membrane ATPase 4. Gene Ontology annotation, cellular component: membrane. Gene Ontology annotation, biological process: proton export across plasma membrane. The transcript is spliced from 16 exons. NCBI's taxonomy places the organism in Eukaryota, Viridiplantae, Streptophyta, Magnoliopsida, Fabales, Fabaceae. Gene Ontology annotation, molecular function: ATP binding; P-type proton-exporting transporter activity; ATP hydrolysis activity. Bases 217 to 3072 code for a protein of 951 amino acids. The record is from RefSeq and is a predicted model, not a curated record.